Molecule: messenger RNA, 3244 nt
Organism: Lingula anatina
Lineage: Eukaryota; Metazoa; Brachiopoda; Lingulata; Lingulida; Lingulidae
Biological process (GO): G protein-coupled receptor signaling pathway
Cellular component (GO): membrane
Molecular function (GO): G protein-coupled receptor activity
Source: RefSeq, a predicted model, not a curated record
GAUCCAUCUACCUGCUGAGAACAUGAUGAGAUAUCUACGAGAGGUAGAAUUUGUUCAUUUAGACAAUAGAACCAUUGCUUUCAAGGACAACGGAGAAGUGAAACACGCCAUGUACGGAGUGAAGAAUGCACAGCUGACAGAUAAUGUGUUGGUAUUUAACGAGGUAGGGACUUGGGUGGAUGGAAAACUGUCCUUAAGUAGCCCCAUAGAAAUGUACGAUAGAAAUGGAACUCGAACACCAAGCUACGUUACGUCUAGCUGCUCAGAUAGUUGCGAAUGUAAGAAUAAACAACUGGACAAUAGGUUCUCACGUCUUGACGGCGGUGAUGUUGUACUGGUGGGGAUAUUUGACGCUCACCUGGAAGGAGACGAAGUCAAGGAAUGCAGUGACAUUGUAGACAAGCUAGGAAUGCUAGGAGAGACUGAAGCAUUUUUCUAUGGACUAGACCUUGUCAACCAGGACCCCAGCGUUCUGCCUAACGUGACCCUAGGUGGCAUUGUUUUAGACAACUGUAACGUCAACGCUGAUAGGUUAUCAAGGCAGAUCACUAGUAUUUUACUGGAGGAAGUAAGCGUCGCUGGCGCCAAUGUAGACGCGGUCCCAAUGCUUGGUGCUGUUUCUGGUAUCUCCAGUACAGGUGCCAUGCACGUGCAAAGAUUCCUUGAGGUGUAUAAACUACCUCAGAUAAGUCACAGGUCGUCCAGUCCACUCCUGAGUGAUAAGGCAAGAUUCCCCCACUUUCUGAGAAUGAUAGCGUCCGAUGUUGCACAGGUAGAUGCUAUGAUAGACAUUAUGAAGGCUAUGAACUGGACUUAUGUCAUCACCGUGUUUUCUGAUAACGCUUAUGGUCGAGCUGGAAUGAGACAGUUUCUACGAAAAGCGGAGAAGGAAGGCCUUUGUGUAGCAACACAGAUUAUGAUUGAGAACUACUUUCCCUCAGACGAUGCAGUCAUGGAAAAUGUUGUUCAGUACAUGAUUGCUGGCGUUUUCCCAAAUGCUAAAGUUGUUGCCAUGUUUGUGACAGCCAGUCACGCCAGAGCAAUUUUACAGGCCAGAAAUCGUCUGCUUGGAAACACGUCAAACGAAAUCAUUUGGCUUGCCGCGGACGCGUGGGGACUAGCGGGACGUCCUGUGAGUGGCCUAGACUCUGUUGCCAGGGGAGCAAUAACCCUUGAUUUUCACUCCCAAACUUUGCCUGCUUUUGGACGCUAUCUGACAUCUCUUACGCCAGAAACUAACAAAAGAAAUAUUUGGUUUGAGGAAUUAUGGGAACAGCAUUUUGGAUGCUAUCUUAGAGACAGUAGUAAGUACUCCAAACGCUGUUCUGAAGACCUGUCCCUGAGUCACUCGGAUGUUGCCCCCUUUCAGUCCCAUGCCGCCAAUGUAGUAGACGGCGUGUAUGUGUAUGCAAGAAGUCUCCAAAACCUGAUAAAAGAUUUUUGUCCUGAGACACCCUUGGAGUUAUGCAGGAAGGCGAGGAACAACCUCGAUAAAGUGUACGAAUACAUAACGCGAUUGGAUUUCGAGGGAAGCGGCGGGACACGAGUGGCCUUCGAUAGACUGGGGGACGGCGUUCCACGGUAUGGCAUCUACAACUUUCAGAGGUUACACGACAAUAGCUAUGGGUACGUUAAGGUUGGUACAUGGACGGAAGGUGUUUUGAACUUAGAAAAACAGAAUCUUUAUUAUUACGCCAUUAACGACACUGCCACCAAAACUGCAGAAGCUGUCACUUCUUCGUGUCUGAACCCGCCGUGCAAGUGCUCCACCGAGGAAAUAAUGGAUAUGCCAUUCCAUGAGCAAUACCGCGACUUCACACUCCUGGGCUACUUCCCGCUGCACGCGUACCAGUCAUUUGAUGACACUUGCGGUGCUCUUCGACCCGAAAUGUACCAGCAACUUUUGGCGUUCUAUUUUGCCAUAGAUCAAAUCAACAAGAACUCCACCAUCCUCGGCGAUUCUGUUUUGGGUUUUAUGGUUUGGGAUACGUGUUCUAAUUCCAAACAUGGCGAAUUUGUGUUUGAAGCAUUUGAUUUGAACCUGCGCUUAUUCAACCAGCCCCCGGACCCGCCCAUUCUCACCAAUGUCAUGGCUAUGAUUGGAGGAUAUUUUGAUGACGUCACUGCCGCCAUCAGUAAAGCCAAUCAGAGAGGAUACCAUUUGGUUCAGAUUAGUCCUGGAGCUACAUCCCCCGUGUUCAAUAACAAAACCAACCACCCAAGGUUUUUAAGGACUGCCAGAACUAACACAGGGCAACUAGAGUUAUUGACAUCACUUGUGAAAGAAAUCAGAAGAAGUGUCAUUUCAAUUGUGUACUCUAAUGCAAGUGCGGACGAGGAGACCGUGGAAUCACUCAUAGCUCUACUGGAGGGUCAAGGUAUUUGCACAGUGGGCGUGAGAAAACUGCCAGAUUCAGAGGGUGAAUAUGACGGCGUAAUUAAGGAACUUUGCAGCGUCCACGGUUUGACGGCAGUUAUUAUCUUUGCCAGUGAAUCUGAGACUCUUCAGCUGCUUCUUGCCGGGAAGCGCCAGGGCUCUGCAGGAAAACUGAUGUGGAUAAGCGGGAACCCGUGGAGAGCGGGUGUGGUGGACGGAGUGGAGGAUGUCGUCCGAGGUAGUUUUACCUUGCAGCCGGACUAUCCUACAGAUUCGAGAUUCGACACAUUUUUGGAACGUUUGACGGCAGACAGUUUUCCCAAUGACCCGUGGUAUAGAGAGUUUUGGGAGGACCAUUUCGAGUGCGGUCUUGAGUUUGGCGGUAAAUACGAUGUGGUGUGUAGAGGAACGGAGUCUUUUAGUGAGAGACCACUGCCCCAGCACUUCUAUACCUCAAAUACCAUUAAUGCUGUGUACGCGUAUGCUUUAGGGGUGACAUAUCUUUACCUGAGAAAGUGCGGAAAAGUCAAUGUAUCUGGAUGUUUUGAUGAGGUUCCAGGCGAUGAUGGAAGUAUUGGAGAACUCCUUGAAGAGAUAAGCAAAGUCAGCUUCUCUGGAGCUGCUGGUCAGCCGUUCUCGUUUACAGAAGAGAACAACGGUCUGGAACGCUACAAGGUGUUAAACUACCAGGGAGAUGCUGGGUUUGUAGAGGUCGGUCACUGGAAGGACGGCAGGCUCUCGCUAGACCUACAGGCCAUCAAGCUGUACGAUGCCCAGGGUAACGUCAUGGAUUUGCCGUCACAGCGCCGCAUGUCUCUACCCUGCUUCUGGUACAAUAUGUUUAAUCUACCGUGGCAUAUCUACUGA